This is a messenger RNA of Penicillium brevicompactum, 1260 nucleotides long. Its product is annotated as SANT/Myb-like DNA-binding domain-containing protein. The record is from RefSeq and is a predicted model, not a curated record. The transcript has a single exon. Bases 1 to 1260 code for a protein of 419 amino acids. NCBI's taxonomy places the organism in Eukaryota, Fungi, Ascomycota, Eurotiomycetes, Eurotiales, Aspergillaceae.
AUGUCAAGCACCAAUUUUCGCCUGGAAUCGUUUCGUCCAUGGAAUCCUUUCCAAGACAAAGCUCAGCCAUUGCGCGAUCCCCCCGGUACUUGUCGCUACCCAAGUCCGGUUUCGAUCACUACCACCCCGCCAAGCUCCAAUUCUAGCGACUAUGGCUCAAAGAGCCAAAAAAUUCAUUCCCACAAACCUGAGCGACACCCCCUUCCUGCCCGCCCGCCGACGGAGGUCUGCUUAGAUGGAUUGCAUUCGGAGGCUCAACCCACUCGACGAGAAUCGGAGGGCUUGGGUCAGACACUUUCCGCUGUCAGUGACCCAGAGCCUCUCAACUUCGAGAACAUCUUGCAACCACAAAGCAUAGUUGCUGCCGAUGAUUUCGUUUCUACAAGUUUUACCGAUGAUAUGUAUUGGGAAAAAGAGCAUCAGUUCUUCGACUUGGGAUUGGAUGACCCGGAUCCUGUCGGUUUUGCCGGUCAACAUCCUCAAAGUGUUGAUCUUGGAGCCCUUGCUCGAAAUGGAGAGCCUCCAAAUAUUGAAACAAUCGACCCUGCAAUCCUAAACGACCAUGACUCUCCAAUUGCCGAGCAGGUCCAAACAACGACGAGCAUCACCGACACCGCAGCAGAUCCGAAAGAAUGCCCCGCGAAGUCCACUCGCUCUCUGAACAAAGCCUCAACCCUCCAACGCAAACGAUGGAACUCAAAGGGGACGCUUGACGCCGAUCGCCAGCCAAAAAGAACGAAACGCUCGGGUAUAACAAAAGGGCAUACAGGAAUUAGCUCUGAUCGGUCGAACAAAAAUUCCGGUCAUGCUCAGAGCACUUCUUUCCCUACAGUUCGUGCUCAAUUCUCGGCGCUUUCAGUCGAAGACCGACUACAGUUCCUGUCCUGGCUUUUUCAGGGUGUGUUAUCUCAUUGCGGCUCUACGCCUCCGAGCGCCGAUGCCCAUUCUGCACCGGGAUGCAUCUCAAGCCAAUGUGAUGACAUAAACGACAACUGUGAUCAGACGAGCUUGAACACACAGGUGAUUGACGCGCAGCAUACCUCUUCGAGAAAGGGACUAUCGUGGUCUGUGGAGGAAGACCGCCUUUUGAUAAAGCUUAGAGACAAGCAAAAUCUCGCUUGGUCGGAGGUGGUCAAGCAAUUUUCACAAGAAUUCCCCGGGCGGAGCGAGGGGUCAAUACAGGUGUACUGGAGCACAACACUGAAGAAAAAACGACUGGAGAAAAAACGGCCAUCUUCCCCCAUUGUUCUUAUUGGAUGA